AUGAUCUCAUUUGAAGACACAUAUCUCGUCGAUGUUGACCUCUACGAUCCUUCGCCAUUCGCAGACAUUGACUCAGCUACCAGCAACAUCCGCGCAAAUGCCGCGAUCCUCCAUCAUUACUGCAAAUACGUCGUGAACUUUGCUCGACUGCACCACAGAGCCACAAAAUGGGUGAGACAAGCGCGUCAGAUCAUUGCAGACCGUCAAACCGAAUCCGAAGCAACGGAGGACGAGCUCAAGGAGGCUCUGGCAAGCUAUGGGUUGCUAAAAUCCGGAAAGGAGGUUGUCGAAAGCUCUGGUAGAGUGAUCGACGUGAUGGAGAUGUUUCGCGGCAGAGACGAUGCAAGCGACGACGUGGAAGGGAACGAUUUCGGUUGCAUGAGAGAGGUCUUCUACCAUUUCGCCCUCAUGGGACUCACCCGAACCUUCUGGGACCCAACAUGGAAACUCAUCGACGAGGACCUCCCGCAUAUGCACGACAUGCCUGAUCUUGAAGCACAUGGUGUCUUUGUUCUCGAAAGGCUAGAGCAAAGAGUUCCUAUGCUAGGUCUUGAGUCAUGGUGCUACUUGGUAAUUUUGAUGGGUGUUGCAAUGGAGGUUAGGCAGGUGGAAUAUCAGAAGAGGGUGGAAGUUGUGGUCUCAGACAUCGCAGGAAAGGGGUUUGCCUGCGCCGAGUCGAUGUUGGGUGACAUGAGGCUGCUUUGGGGGAUGGAUUAUGCGGCCCAACACGACAGCAGCAUCGGUCCGACCUGCUAA
This is a messenger RNA of Colletotrichum chrysophilum, 756 nucleotides long. RefSeq lists its product as uncharacterized. The transcript is spliced from 2 exons. The record is from RefSeq and is a predicted model, not a curated record. The coding region runs from base 1 to 756 and encodes 251 amino acids. NCBI's taxonomy places the organism in Eukaryota, Fungi, Ascomycota, Sordariomycetes, Glomerellales, Glomerellaceae.